CGUCCGUUGGCCUGGACCAACCCAGCAGCGCGGUUAUGCUGCAAAAACACGCACAUGCACACCGCACUGAACCGCAUUCCCUCGCUGCGAAAUGCGGCGCGGCUUUUGGUCCCGUGUACAAACACGUGCGUGAAGGCGCAGGGUCGGGUCGGGUCUGGGCCGGGGCUGAGCCGGGGCUUGUGCUUCCGGCUGUGCUUCCUGUGCCGCUGUCUUCUUCUUCGGUUGCCACUUCUUCUGCUUCUUCUGCUUCUGCUGCUUCUGCUGCUUCUGCUGCUUGAGCUGUCUGUGCUUCUUCUGCUUCCCGUGUUGCUGUCUUCUCUGCUCUGUUCUCCUCUGUUUCCCGCAAGGCCUGUUUCUACUCCAUCUGCCAAACCUUCUUCAAAGCCUGGACUUGGAUUCUAUCACACCAACUAUUUUUAAAUAAUAUCAAUCACCUUUUUCAUCAUUUUAUCACUUUAUCCUUCUAUUCGUGUUGAAAACUGCACUAUUUGAUUCAGCUGUCUGUCCUAAAACAGCUCUCUGUCUUAGACCUAAUUCACCUCGCUAUAUCCCUUUAUCAGGUUCAAUUUUUUUACCAACUUCUUCCAU
Molecule: messenger RNA, 588 nt
Organism: Ascoidea rubescens DSM 1968
Lineage: Eukaryota; Fungi; Ascomycota; Saccharomycetes; Ascoideales; Ascoideaceae
Exons: 1
Coding region: 55-420 (121 amino acids)
Source: RefSeq, a predicted model, not a curated record